AGUACAAGGUGGCCAGUCUUACGAUUCACUGUGUAGUUCUUAUGGCGACUGCCAAGAUACUGACAGACCACCACCUCACCUGUGUCAUCUGUACUGAGGUGUUCACAGACCCUACCACACUUCAGUGUAAUCACACAUUCUGUAAGUCCUGUCUGCUGAAAUACACCAACACACAGCCUGAAGCAAUACAAGCCAAGUCCAUCCCAUGUCCCUCCUGUAGACAACUGACGAAGGUGACCACCCCUGACAGUCCAGUAGAGGAGUGGGUCAGUCAGCUGAAACCAAGCCACGUCAUACAGGGACUGAUAGAUGACUUUGGACCAGGGGGCAAAGCGGCCCUUGUAAAUAUCUGCAGUGUUUGCAAAACACAAGGGAAGGCAAGUCCUGCCAUCGGUGCCCGUGGUGCUCCGUCUGUGACGAGGUCUUCUGUUAUGGAUGUCUGAAGAUGCACAACAUAAUGACAAUGUU
This is a messenger RNA of Haliotis rubra (blacklip abalone), 468 nucleotides long. RefSeq names its product E3 ubiquitin-protein ligase TRIM13-like. The transcript is spliced from 3 exons. Gene Ontology annotation, molecular function: ubiquitin-protein transferase activity. The coding region runs from base 42 to 443 and encodes 133 amino acids. Lineage: Eukaryota; Metazoa; Mollusca; Gastropoda; Lepetellida; Haliotidae. Gene Ontology annotation, biological process: positive regulation of DNA-templated transcription. The record is from RefSeq and is a predicted model, not a curated record. Gene Ontology annotation, cellular component: chromatin; nucleoplasm.